AUUACUGAAAAGUUCAAAACUGGUUGUUUUUGGGCAUAUUUCAGAAUUCAGUAAUAAUAUUAAUUUAGUAAAAGUAGAAUGAAAUUUGUUUUGAGUUGAAUAGUGCCUCUUGGUAAAUAAACAAAAUGAAUGAAGCCGAUUUAUUGUAUGGGACUACACUUUCAUUGGAAUCUAUGAAAGUGAUAGCUGAAAGCAUUGGAGUUGGUAAUUUACCAGAUGAUGCUGCCAAAGAAUUGGCAGAUGAUAUAUCUUAUAGAUUAAAAUUAAUAAUACAAGAUGCAGCGAAAUUUAUGCAUCAUGCUAAACGAACGAAAUUAUCAACACAGGAUGUAGAUCACGCUUUAAGGGCGAAAAAUGUCGAGCCUCAAUAUGGAUUUUUUUCGCCUGAUUCGGUUCCUUUUCGUUUUGCUUCCGGUGGCGGCAGAGAAUUACAUUUUGUUGAAGAAAAAGAAGUUGAUUUAAAUGAAUUUUUACAAGCACCACCACCCAAAUUACCCUUAGAAGUGACACUACGUGCUCAUUGGUUGUGUAUUGAUGGUGUUCAACCAACUAUUCCUGAAAAUCCACCACCCGUAUCGAAAGAAAUACAAAAGAUUGAAUCAAUAGAUCCAUUGAGUAAAUUAAAUAAAAGUUCAAAAGAAAUGGCUGGUAAGCCAAGUACUGGUAAAGUGCAAAAGUUACGUAACGUUGAAACAGUACAUGUGAAACAAUUAGCCACACAUGAAUUAUCCGUUGAACAACAAUUAUAUUAUAAAGAAAUAACUGAAGCAUGUGUUGGUUCAGAUGAAGGACGUCGUGCUGAAGCAUUACAAAGUUUAGCAUGUGAUCCUGGUUUACAUGAAAUGUUGCCACGUAUGUGUACGUUUAUUGCCGAAGGUGUCCGUGUUAAUGUUGUGCAAAAUAAUUUAGCACUCUUAAUAUAUUUAAUGCGAAUGGUAAAAGCAUUGCUGGAUAAUCAAUCUUUGUAUUUGGAGAAAUAUCUACACGAAUUAAUCCCUUCGGUAUCAACAUGUAUUGUAUCACGCCAAUUAUGUAUGCGUCCUGAAUUAGAUAAUCAUUGGGCAUUACGAGAUUUUGCAUCUAGAUUAAUGGCACAAAUAUGUAAAAAUUUCAAUACAAGUACUAAUAAUGUACAGACUCGAGUAACACGUAUGUUUAGUAAAGCAUUAUAUGGUGAGAAAACACCUUUAUCUAGUUUAUAUGGAGCGAUUGAAGGUCUUUCUGAAUUGGGCACAGAAGUAAUUAAAGUAUUUAUUGUGCCUCGCAUUAAAUGUAUAUCAGAUCGAAUUGAAGGAAUUAAUUACGUUGCUACGGCGAAUGUAGAUAAAAUAGCUGCUGGACAUAUAAAACAUCUAAUGGUGAAAAUCUUAGCACCAAUUUUGAAAACAAUGCGAUCACCUCCCGAUGUUAUUGAAGAAUAUAAAGCUGAAUACGGAGCUUUAGGAGGUCCUUUACAAAUGGCUGUUAUUAAAGCACGUAGUCAACCGGCAGUUAGUAAUUCAACCAUGGUUACUAAUGCCGUAACAUCAGCAACGUCUGUUAUAACAGGUGUGACAUCUGUUAGACCACCUUCGGUACCAGGAUUAACGAAUACAAGUCUAAGUACUCCCGGGCGAACUAUUGUUAUGGGUACACCAGGCCAAGUUAGGCAACAAACACCCACGAAUCAAAAAUAUGUAAUUGUUGCUCAACGACCCCAAGCUCCAAAUACACAAUUAGUAUCGACAUCAUCGAUACAACAAUCUGCGCAGCAAUUAAAUACGGUUGUUAAAUUUGUAACUACGUCGAAUACAAUACAAACACAAAAAAUUGUACAAGCUCAAUCGAAAGUGGUUGUAAUGGGAGUUUCUUCUAGUGGUGUACCGACUGUAUCAAACACUACCACACCGAGUCAGUAUUCUGUUUCAGUCGUCGGUGGAAAUAAUAUCCCAACCUUUAACAGUAAUGACGAAGUCGACAAUAAUAUCAGUGAAAUCAUCAAUCUUGGAGAAAAUGAAAACUGAAUUGGAAGAUUUAUCUAGUUUUUAAGAUAGUUUUUAUA
Molecule: messenger RNA, 2041 nt
Organism: Chrysoperla carnea
Lineage: Eukaryota; Metazoa; Arthropoda; Insecta; Neuroptera; Chrysopidae
Product: transcription initiation factor TFIID subunit 6-like
Exons: 5
Coding region: 126-2003 (625 amino acids)
Biological process (GO): RNA polymerase II preinitiation complex assembly; transcription initiation at RNA polymerase II promoter
Cellular component (GO): SAGA complex; SLIK (SAGA-like) complex; transcription factor TFIID complex
Molecular function (GO): protein heterodimerization activity; RNA polymerase II general transcription initiation factor activity; transcription coactivator activity
Source: RefSeq, a predicted model, not a curated record